AUGCGUCACUUAUCUCAUCAAGUGACCGUAACGACGGCUUCAACAUCUAGCGUGGAAGGAUCAAUGAUUGUACAUCCGUCAAUUACUUCUACCAGUAGUAGUAAAUUCAUAACAACUACAGAUGAAACUCCACUUGAUUUAACACUUCGGAAAUGCAAUCAAAAAUUCGCGGAAAGAAGAAAUCAAGAAAAUAAGGAUAGUCCAAAGGUGAAAAGGUCAAGGACGGAUGAUACUGGUCAUUUGUUAAAUCGGAGUAUUACUAGUGAUGUUGCUGCUACUGCUGCUGCUUCUCCUACAAUUACGCCAUUUUCAACAAGUAGUAGUCCAUCAGCAUAUUUACUUGGGAAAGAAAUGAAUUGGAUGCUGGAAGAAUCUGCAUCAUCUAAAUGUUUUCCAAAUGGUGGAAAUGCUGCAGCAGUUGCGACAGCAGCAGCUGCAGCUGCUGCUGCCAGUGCUGCAACUACUGGCGUAAAUAACGGUGGUUCUCCGGCGGGUUUUCAACUGGCACGACUAUUGUUAGCACAGCUGCAAGCUCAGCGUAAUGCUUCGUCGAUGUUAUCCUGA
Cercopithifilaria johnstoni is the source of this 564-nucleotide messenger RNA. The record is from the annotation of a GenBank genome assembly. Lineage: Eukaryota; Metazoa; Nematoda; Chromadorea; Rhabditida; Onchocercidae.